This is a messenger RNA of Symbiodinium sp. CCMP2456, 1872 nucleotides long. NCBI's taxonomy places the organism in Eukaryota, Dinophyceae, Suessiales, Symbiodiniaceae. The record is from the annotation of a GenBank genome assembly.
AUGUCAGAAGGCUCAGAAGAACUUCUUCCAGACAGUGCGAUGCUAGAUGACCUUUUGUCAGCUAGAGGACCACCAACACUUAGGAAACCAGAGUUUGAAGAAGUAGGAACAGGAAGCAAGAUUCCAAAGCUUGAGUCACCGACCAAAAGGUACCCACCUUUCUCAAUAGGAAUGGUGUACGAGCACAACGAUGAGGAGCUGCCGGAACCGGAUCUGGAACCUGAUGAACUGUGGCCAGAGUCAGACUAUGGAUCUGAUCAGGAAGAUGAUAUUUUUGGCAACGAGGACUCGGGACCUCCCAGUCUCUCUGACCAGGAACUUCGAGAUCUGGAUCGCAAAGCCAUGGUGACAGAGAUCGAUCGCCUCAUUGCCAUGCAGGACAAAGAGAUGCAGCUUUACUGUGGAGCGACCACUUUGCAAACACCCUUCAGGAGCAGCAUUUUGGUAGUUCAUGUUGAUGACAUCCAAGCAGCAGGAAAGAGUAGUCAUCUGGAACCAGUCUUGAACAAGGAACGCAUGGUAGGAAGAGUUGAAGCUCAAGUCGAAAGCCUCAAAGCCAACUCCGUGUACCCAGGACCUACACAUCAAGCCUGGAAACAGCUUAUUCACCUAGUGCAGUACAUGUCUAGGACCCUUUUCUUGCAGGAACUUCACAAGCAAGGAUUCCAAGAUGAGAACAAUGACCCUGUAGGACAGGAGGACCGCGUGAGUGCUGACACGAGUGCAGUUGCAUUAGGAACAGUUUGUGAAGCAUGUGUGCAGGAACCGUUUGUACAUCCGCAGAUGUUCUCCUACUUCAAGGAACUAGGCCACGUUGUACAGGAACUCUGUGCGAGCCAUAUCCCGGAAGGGAACGCAGAAGGACCAGAAGAAGAAAGUGGAAAGGAAAUUGAAGAAGAAGGAAGAGAGAUGGCCCAAGCCGUGAAGGAACUCAAGGAGAUCAUGGCGAAGCAGAACGAGAGCAUGCAGGAACUGAAGCAAGACAUAGCAAGCAUGAAGGAACCGGUGCUUCAGCAAAGCCAGCUGACAGCACUGGCGAUAAAGGAACUAACCAAAGAGGUUAGGGAGCUCCAGGCCAACUUCAAGGAACUUCAAGGAAGAUGGGAUGAGUUCAUAGAAGAGGAAGAAAAGGCAAGAGAAGAGUACGCGAAGUACUUUGACGAGCAGGAAAAGCUAAAGGAAGAACUCAGGCAGGACCGUGACCGUCUUCUUGAAAAGGAACUGAGGAUGGAAGGCCACCGUGGACCAAGGACUUCUACGUCACCUACAAGGAAAGAAGAAGGAGAAGAGGACAUCAGCAAGUACAACGACCGCGGCUACUUCGACAAGCUCCAGGAAGAAGAGGAAGCCCAGGAAGCAAUGGAGGAGAACGAGAACGAGUACUACACACAGUCCUACGAGAUCUCAGAGGAAGAAGCAGGAGAAGCGUGGACAAAGGAACCAGAGGAAGGAGAAGCAACAGGACCAGAGGAGCCAAAGGAGGAAGAAGAAGAAGGAAAGCCAAGGAGGAAAGAGACACAGGAAGAGUACGACGAGGAAAGGAAAAGACUCUUGGCAAAGGCAAGGGCAGACAUUGCCCAGAAGGAAGCAAAGAGAAAGGAACAGGAAAAAGGUUUCAAGCCACCUGUGGAUAAGAGCCAGGAAUACAAGUACUACAGCGAAGGAGGCCACAUCUACAGGCAAAGCCACAAAACAGGAGAGAAGAUUUGGUGGAACUACGACUACACGUACAAGCACCAGAAAGGAAAAGGCAAGGAAGCCUACGAGAAGGCAGGAAAAGGAAGCCGACCACACCAGCCCUUCCAGCCACGAGACGAAGAGGACAAAGCGUACUGGGCAAACAUGGACGAGGAAGUGAAGAGGAAGAAGAAG